CUCAUUAUUGCGAUUCAUAUUUUGGGGGCGAUUUACGGUAAUCUGAAUUUAGUCUGUGCAACUUUUGAAGGAAUUUCGUCAUGACUUGAAAUGUGAUAUUUCCGGCCGUGAGAACCUAUCUGGUUUGAUGCCAGCGUUGAAUGUUUUACAGGAUGAGCGAAACCAAAUACUGACGGCCUAUUUGUGGAUCCGACAAGCGUGGCUCGACGCACAUCUCAAAUGGAGUAAGGAUGACUACGAUGGCCUCGAUACCAUCCGUAUACCUAGCAGUUAUGUAUGGAGACCCGAUGUAGUCCUAUAUAACAAUGCCGAUGACCACUUUACUGGCCCCAUGGACACCAACGUGGUGAUCCGCCACGACGGCCAAAUCAUGUGGGACUCGCCGGCGAUCACCAAGAGCUCCUGCAAGGUGGACGUGUCCUUCUUCCCCUUCGAUGCGCAGCAGUGCAGGUUGACCUACGGCUCGUGGACCUACAACGGCAACCAGCUGGACAUCCUUAAUGCCAUGGAGAGCGCUGACCUGGCUGACCUGGUGGACAACGUGGAGUGGGAAGUCCUUGGCAUGCCAGCCAAAAGAAAUGUCAUUUUGUACGGCUGCUGCGCCGACCCUUACCCCGACGUCACCUACACCCUGAAACUCAAGAGGAGGGCGUCCUUCUACGUCUUCAACCUGCUGAUACCGUGCGUGAUGAUCUCGUUCCUGGCUCCGCUGGGCUUCUACCUGCCUGCCGACUCUGGAGAAAAAGUGUCCUUGGGCGUCACCGUGAUGCUGGCGCUGACUGUCUUUCAGCUGCUCGUUGCAGAGAUCAUGCCGCCAUCGGAGAAUGUACCGCUCAUCGGAAGGUACUACAUCGCCACCAUGACCAUGAUCACCGCCUCCACUGCAUUAACCAUUUUCAUCAUGAACAUCCACCACUGCGGCCCGGACGCCAAACCUGUGCCCAAGUGGGCCAAGAAGGUCAUCCUGCAGUACAUGGCCAGAAUGUGCUUCGUUUACGAGGUCGGGGAAAACUGCAUGUCUCCCCAGUCCGAGAAGCGGGAGCCUCCACUGGUGAAGAACCGCGACACGAAUGGCCUGCCAGGGACCCGCGGGGAGGAUCGGACCUUCGGGAUGGAAGCGGUUCGCCCCGUGACCACAGAGGGAAGUGAAGACUUGGAGGAGUCGAUGGAGAGGAAUCCCAGCAAUCGCUACACCUCCUGGAAGAACGGCGCCUGCGUCAGCGCGGACUACGAAGACUCAAGCAGCGCGAGGAGAUGCCGAAAAGCCGGCGUGAGCGACGGGGAUGGGUACCACCGGGCCCCCUGCGACGAGAGCCUUCUGCUGGUGCCGAACGUGGAGUACAUCGCCAACUGCUACAGGGAGCAGAAGGCCACUCAGAAGAGAAGCGGCGAAUGGAAGAAGGUGGCCAAGGUGCUGGAUUGCUUCUUCAUGUGGUUGUUCUUCAUCAUGGUCUUCUUCAUGAGUCUUCUCAUCAUGGGCAAAGCCAUCUAACACCGCGCUCGUUCUUCUAGCGGAGUCAUGCUCGAUGGCAGUGUUUUACAGAACUGUUUUGUCUGCUGGCCUAAACACGAUCAGAAGCACUGGCCUACAUUCACAACCUAAAUUCUCAUAUUUGUUCCAUGCAACAGUCUACUCUCUUAUUUAGUAGGGUUCCUCGUGUGUGAGAUCUUGUCCAAUCAGCCUUUUGUCAAUCUAAUCUGCCCGGGGGUCUUCAGACUCAGCGAUGCCGGCCAAUUUGACUUGGGACCGUUUCUUUUAACCAGUCAGAUUUGAAAUUCGCCUCAUAAGUUGAACUUGUAAGUUCCAAUAGUUCCAGUAUUGUUGCAUAGCAUUUUUGUAACAUAUUGCUGGUUUCUAGGUGACAGCGGUGGUAUAAAGAGGUGGACUAAGUUGGGUAAGAAACCAUGAAAGGCCCAGGUACCAAGCGCACGGCAUGUACCGGGGGGAUUUUGUUUGUUUGUUUGUUUGUUUGUUUAACAAUAAAUGCACACAUAUUCCCCUGAUUUGGAGGACAAUUCAAGAAGAAUUGCUUCCACUCGACCCCAAAAUGACCUUCAAUUGGUUCGUUAUACAUAUAUGACAUCCCUUAAACAUUUAAGAUGUUUUGGCCGCAUUAAUUUAGUGCAAACAUUAAGAGGACCACGCCCUAUCUGGCAGAAAUGAGUAGAAGGUUUUCUGUUGACCUUUUACCUUUGCGCAGACAGAUGUGGCCUUUGGUCCUCCUCCUGUUCGAUCACCU
This is a messenger RNA of Phyllopteryx taeniolatus (common seadragon), 2240 nucleotides long. RefSeq names its product cholinergic receptor, nicotinic, alpha 10a (gene chrna10a). Gene Ontology annotation, cellular component: neuron projection; synapse; postsynaptic membrane. The record is from RefSeq and is a predicted model, not a curated record. The coding region runs from base 128 to 1492 and encodes 454 amino acids. NCBI's taxonomy places the organism in Eukaryota, Metazoa, Chordata, Actinopteri, Syngnathiformes, Syngnathidae. Gene Ontology annotation, molecular function: acetylcholine-gated monoatomic cation-selective channel activity; transmembrane signaling receptor activity. The transcript has 3 exons. Gene Ontology annotation, biological process: signal transduction; nervous system process; regulation of membrane potential.